Messenger RNA from Closterium sp. NIES-65, 1332 nucleotides. The record is from the annotation of a GenBank genome assembly. NCBI's taxonomy places the organism in Eukaryota, Viridiplantae, Streptophyta, Zygnematophyceae, Desmidiales, Closteriaceae.
AUGCGUGCGCACUUUAGUCAGUACAAGAGUGCUAAGACCUUGUACGACGCUGUAGUUGCACGCUACUCUUCCCCUGCCGCUGCUGCCCUUAGCCACCUCAUACUGCCGUACCUGGGUGUUCCGCCUCCCCCCUCUUGCCCUCUGUUGCCUCUGCUGCUGCGGCCGACCUCGUUGGCCUCGAGUCGGUCGGAGCUGCGCCUGCCCCUAGCGGGAGACGUUGCACCGGCAAGGGCAAGGGGGGCAAGGGCGCUGGAGGAGCUGGCGGGGGCGGCGGAGGUGGAGGGGGAGGCGGUGGAGGGAGUGGGGGUGGUGGUGGGAGUGGUGGAGGGGGUGGAGGUGUCGAUGGCAGCAGUGGAGGCGGGGGUGGCGGCGGCGGUGGCGGUGGGAGCGGAGGAGGCGGAGGAGGUGGAGGAGGCGGAGGUGGCGGCGGCGGCAGUGGAGCUGGUCGCGGCUCUACGCAGAGAGGUGGCCCCGGUGGUGGACAGCGCCAGCAGCAGCAGCGCACUCGUGAGACCCCUUCCCUCCAGCAGCUUCGUGAGUGGUACGCUGGGCGUGAGCGGGUGCGGGGGUCUGCACUCCACCCAGCGCUGCUUCGGCCGCCUGACGGACGCUUGGCGUCACCAGUUCCCUGACGCCACUGAGAUCCCUCGCUGGGGCGAGCUGUCUAGGGCGGGAGUGGCUAUCUUUGAUCUUGACUAUGAUACUAUUCUUGCUGCUAUGUAUGCUGUUUCUACUAGUGAUGAGGGUGACUGUUACCUGUGUGUUCCGUCUGAACUGGGCAUUGAGGCUGCUGCUCUAGGUGCUGGUGAGGCUGCUACGCUAGGUACUAGUGAGUCUGCUCCCUCAGGUGCUGGUGAGUCUGCGCUCUCAGGUACCACGUCGGCUCAGGCCUCCCACACCUUCACCCUUGACUCGGGUGCUUCCCGCUCCUUCUUUCGAGACCGCACCACAAUCACGCCGCUUAGUCGGCCAAAUGCGGUCUCCCUGGCAGACCCCUCUGGUGGUCCUGUCCUUGCCCACUUCUCUACUGUCUUACCGUGUCUGGCAGCCCCCUCUGGCACCCUGUCCGGUCUUUACCUCCCCUCGUUCUCUACGAACUUGGUGAGUGGUGCUGACCAACAGGACGGGGGGGUUCACCAGUUCACUCCUACGAGUGAGCGAGUGACACACUGCACGUGUGCUCGGACGGGCCGCCACUUGGCCAUGUUUACCCGUCGGCCGGGGUCGAGCCUGUACACACUGACUACUGAGUCUCCUUCGGAUGCUGAGUCUGGUGAGGUAGCUGCGUCGGGUCAGGUUUUUGCUGCAGCGUCCAGACGCUUCUUGGGCUGA